UGGCUAAUCUAAUUUUUUGACAAAAAUUUCCCAGAAUAUUCCUUCUUUUUCCUUUCCCUCCCAGGAAAAAACUGGAGAGACCUAGACAAGGCAGAAAAGUUAGACCUUUGGAGAAAAGAAGAACACACAGAAUCAGAAGCCGCCUUCCUCUGCAAGGAAACCCCAGAAAGCUCUCUUCUUUCUUCCUCUCUUUCCUCCUUCCCAACGAAUUCCUUGCUUUCAAACCUCUCUUUCUGUCCUUCCUUUCCAAAGAUCCCAUCUUUACUUCCUGGGCAUAUCAUAGAUUUGGCCACUCUUUCGUUCAGAUUUCAGACAAAGGGUCGACGGUCUCGUUUAUUUCGGUGAACAAAAGAGGGGAAAAUCAGUUCAACAACAAUUCUUCUUCCAGUCAAAGUUUCGUUUCUUACCCCGGUUCAGAAAAGAGCUCUUUUUUCUUCUUCUUUACUAAUCUCUCUGUUUUUCGUGCUCCUUCAAAUGACACAAUGUCCAGCGAAUUCCAUCAACUACAACCAAACCCUCUGCGCUUGCCCACCGGGUUACAUCCUCGACCCGGCAACCCGGCGGAGCUGCUCCUUGUUCAAUGCCAGCUCAGACAUUCACACGGUUUCCGGCGUCGAUUACAAUACCCUCUCUUUCCCAGCCACCAUCUUCGAUUUCGAUUCAAUUCGCAGGUUCACUCAGUCCCAAGCUGUCUUCUUGGAGGCUACUGCUGUUAUGGUGCUUUCUUGGCUCCUGUUUUGCUUCUGUUUGAGGGUUUUCAAGCUAGGAGAUGGCAGGAAUGUCUGGUUCAAGAUUAGGUGGUGGAUUAGUCGCUUGGAUAUUUGCUUUGCCACCAGACAUUGGUUGGAUGAUCAAAGGCCGGUAAUGAAGAGGAAAACUGAACUAGGGGGAACUUUCUCUAUAGCCAGUUGGAUUCUGUUCAUUGGGCUGUUUGCUGCGUUGCUGUACCAAAUAAUAUCAAAGAGAACGAUCGAAGUCCAUAACAUAAGAGCAAUGAAUGCACCUGAUCUGGCUGCUUUCCUCAACGACAUGGAGUUCAACAUAACCACUGUAUCGAGCAUGAGUUGUUCAAACUUACGUGGCCUUGGAAACUUGGUCACUGGGAGGUCUGGAUUCGUGGACCAGAGAGUCGUCCCUCUUCGGAACUUUGUGAACUACACUUGCAUGAACACAACUAUGGGCCCCACUCUGUCUUUCAAGUGUACUAACUGCCAGAUCAUCACAGAUUCACUGUUCAUCUCGUGGCAAUUUGUUGAUAUUCCUGGUAGCCCUGCAGCUGCUGUAGCUUUCCAGUUCAACCUCACUGCAAAUUACCAUGGUGAUAAGAAGCAUGUGAGUGCAGUCGGUGGCACUGUGAAGAAUGGAAGCACUUUGAAUAGUCAACCCGUUACAUUCAGAGGGACUGAUAGAAAUAUAAUCAGAUUCAAUCUGUUUCCUCGGAUUUACCAUAAUCUACGUGAUCUGAAGCUCAUCCAACCUCUAUUUCAUGACUUCCUUCCUGGUUCUUUUUACACCAACCCGACUCAGCUCCAGAACUCCCUUCAAACUUCUGUUGAUGGCUUAAUCAACACCACAUUGUACAUCAACUACCUCUCGUCUUACGUCGUCGAGAUUGAAAAUCAGAAUAUAAUGGGUCCUGUGAGCUUCCUUGCCGAUCUAGGUGGUCUAUAUUGCAUCAGCAUUGGCAUAUUUUUCUACCUGAUGGUGCAAUGCGAGUACAGAAUUAAGAAAUUGCGGAAUGAAGACAGAACUAUGCGGAACAUCAGGAAAAGACUAAAAGCUCAGGCACGCUGGGAGAAAUUGAGGAAAUACGUGAUCUACACAUGGGGAUGCAGCGCGCUGGAUGAUGACUUGCGAAACAAUAAUAAUGGCGAAUCGAGUUGCAGUUUCAUGCUUCCAUCAGUGAAUCGGAAUGGGUCCUUGCAUGGAGGGGGAUCAUCGAAGAAGAGGUCAAAGAGAUUGGAUUCCAUCAACUUCAACAGGAAUGCUGCUUUACCCAGUGAAAAGAAUACAAUUCUUGAGCUUAACCCUACACAGGGAGUGACAUCCCUAGCUGGACAUGGGUCAUCAACCUCUAAAGAGAGAGUAAAGGAUAAUGCAAAGAAAAGCCAUAAGGAUCAGAACCCUCGCUCCAAAACUGGCGAGAAACAAGCAGCAGCCGGAGUGUCAAAAGGAGACUCCAAGCAACCUCAACUGCAUUCCACUAGAGAUGUGAAUGAUUUCAUUCCCCCGCCUCCUCCUUUAGAACUCAAGGUUGGAUCUGAAGUAGAGAUGACAGAGAUUUGGAAGAACUUUGAGCAGCUUCAUGAGUACAAUGUCAUGUUGAGAGAGAAGUUUCUGGCCACAGAAUCUCUACUCCAUAGUUUAGCAUCCAAAUCGCCGACUCCCUCUCUAGAGAACCAGACCUAGCUAGUGAGCGUGUAAAAACACCACAUGGGCAUGUUAAAGAUAGGAGCUAAUGUUCAUAUUGAUUCUCCUCCAGAGAGUGUACAGGCAUCAUCGUUUCAGAUCUCCAAGGGAAAUCGACCCUUGCUUGUUGUGAUCCAGCUCGAAAGCUUUUGGUCUUGAUGAUGGUCGCCUAAGCAACUACUUCAGGCUGUGGGGAGGCAAAGAGCUAUAUGUUCUCUGUGCCAAAGCUCAAGGGUUGAUGAAGGGUGUGAAGCGUCUGGGGACUAACUGGUGGGAUGACUGUGGAGUUUGGUAAUCUGUACAUUUUGCAGAACCGUUGGUUGGUUUAUUCUUCUUUUUGUAUAUUUGUUGACGACGGCCGUGCACAUAUCAAUUUUGACAGUCUUUCUAUCAGUUUGUGCUGUUUCAUGUCCCUACUUCUCCAGUUCCAGUUCCAGUU
Molecule: messenger RNA, 2848 nt
Organism: Linum tenue
Lineage: Eukaryota; Viridiplantae; Streptophyta; Magnoliopsida; Malpighiales; Linaceae
Source: the annotation of a GenBank genome assembly